UCUACUAUGGAGUCAAACUGCUGCUUUUUGUUAGGAUGCUUUUUCCAAAAGUGUGGUUUCCCCUAUCAAAGUCCUUUUUCACCUCUAUGGGAGAGUGGGCAGUGGUGACCGGAGCUUCUGAAGGCAUAGGAAGAGCAUAUGCAUUUAUGGUAAGUGGUUGUUUAGAUGACAAUGCUUGUGUCUGCAUGUGUGACAAAAACAUCUGUACUUGAAAGUGCAUAGACAUCAAAGAUGAGUACAUAGUCAAGGUUAAAACACCCAUGACAUAAUAAAAUUUUAUAUGUAGCAGGUUUCUAUAUGUUUUUAUUUCCAAACCUGGGCAGCAAAGACUGUAUGUUGGCAUUUUUCAUUUCUCCUACCUUCCACUACUGCACUAUUGCUUCCCUCAGCUGGCUGAGCAAGGGAUGAACAUCGUAAUCAUGAGCAGAACCAAAGUAACAUUGGACCGGGUGGCCAAGGAAAUAAGUGAUACAACAGGGCAGAAGGUGAAAGUGAUAGUAACAGACUUUGUAAAGGAAAAUGUCUUCAGUGAAAUUGAGGAACAGCUUAAGGACCUCAACAUUGGGGUUUUAGUCAAUAAUGUGGGCAUGCUGCCCAACAUGAUCCCCUGCAAAUACCUUGAGACUGCAGAGCUGGACCAGACAAUUACAAAGGUGAUAAACUGCAAUGUCAAAACUGUAGCCAAGAUGUGCAAAAUAAUCCUUCCAGGCAUGGAGAACAGGGGGAAAGGGGUGAUAGUGAACAUCUCAUCUGGAGUUGCCUCUGUUCCAUUCCCCCUGUACAGCCUGUAUGCUGCAUCUAAGGUGUUUGUGGAAAGAUUUUCUCAAGGGCUUCAAGCAGAAUACAAAGAUAAAGGCAUCAUUAUACAGGCUGUGGCUCCGUUUGGGGUCUCCACUCGAAUGGCAGCUUAUCAGCAAACCAACAUGGUGACUCUGUCUCCAGAAGACUUUGUUAAAUACUCCCUGCAGUACCUCAGAGCUGGAGACAAAACACAUGGCAGCGUCUGUCACAUAGUUAUGGGCUGGCUACUGCAGACUAUCCCUCUCCAGGUUCUCCAUGCAGAGUGUAUGCUCCACAGUCUGCAGGACUAUGUUAAGAAGAAAGUAGCUCAAAGGAAGUGCAGAUUUUAAACAGGAGCAGCAAUGUUUAUAUUCGGCCUGAUUAUUUCAAACUGUGAAUAAAAUUGUUAUUAUAGAGCUGGUGAUGACAAACCUAACUAUUAGUAUUAAUUAUUGUAUAGUACCUCAUAGUUCUAUAGUGAGUAAGCCACCUUUGAGAAGCUCCUUAAUUAAUGAUAUUAAUUUUUUUGAUUCUCAGUGUUUAGAAGGACUGUUAUAUCAUUUUUUGUUCUGUUAGAAACAGCCUAAAAUGAUCCAAUCCAACUGUGCUGCUCAUUAAGUCUAUUUUUAUGAUAACUACACUAUUCUGUUUUUGAUCAUAAAUGAGUAUUAAUGAAAUCAUAUGUUUUAAUAUUGAGGUCAUAGUCAGCAUUGGAAAGAUCUUUCAGUAUAUAAAAUGUAGUGCAGCAAAUUGUAACUAUGACCUCAGCAAUAAACCUAUAAUCGAUCUGACACUUUUUCAACUGUGUCAAUGAAAAACAGAACAUUACGAGCUUUGUAGAAGUGAAAUGUAUGAUAGAGUCGUUGCACUGAAUUGCAAUAGAUUGUACAGGUCCACCUAAUAAAGUGGCCGUUGACUGCAAAUUUAUUGCACGCUUUCAUCUUGCUGUGGCAGUAAUAUGUAUAUGUAUAUUUGUGUAUAUUCCCUUUAAAUAUUCCAACUGCAAGUUAAGUACAGAAGAAAGAAAUGUGACUUAUAGUGCACCUGCAGUUACUCGUGAAAUGCUUUUGAUGCUGGGUAAUCAUAUUUCAGCAAUGACGAAAGCCGAGUUUAUUUGUUUUUUGUUGUGUUUUAUUUUCCUGGACAUUGUACAAAAUUUAUGAGCCUCUGAGAGUUACCAAAUAUAAUUUUGCUGUUUGCCAACAACAACAAAUAAAGGGUCUUCAUCUUAA
Scatophagus argus is the source of this 2012-nucleotide messenger RNA. RefSeq names its product hydroxysteroid (17-beta) dehydrogenase 3 (gene hsd17b3). Gene Ontology annotation, cellular component: endoplasmic reticulum. Lineage: Eukaryota; Metazoa; Chordata; Actinopteri; Scatophagidae. Gene Ontology annotation, molecular function: testosterone dehydrogenase (NADP+) activity. The record is from RefSeq and is a predicted model, not a curated record. The transcript is spliced from 11 exons. The coding region runs from base 405 to 1130 and encodes 241 amino acids.